Eutrema salsugineum is the source of this 897-nucleotide messenger RNA. RefSeq names its product protein LOL2. Lineage: Eukaryota; Viridiplantae; Streptophyta; Magnoliopsida; Brassicales; Brassicaceae. The record is from RefSeq and is a predicted model, not a curated record. The transcript is spliced from 4 exons. Bases 33 to 611 code for a protein of 192 amino acids.
UACAAUCUUCGACAUUUUUAUUUGAGAGUGUGAUGAUCACCGGAGCCGAGACCGAAGGCGUGAUGGAAGAGAUACAAACGCAGAAGAAGGAAGAACAAAAUCACGGAGAGAAAGUAGAAGAAGAAGAAGAGGAGGAAGGUCCUCCUCCGGGAUGGGAAUCUGCAGUUCUUCCUCCUCCUCAGCCUACAUCUCCUCCUCCGACCACCACCGUAUCCGCCGCCGUAAACCCCACUCCCACCACCGCCGAAAUUCCCGGUAUUCUAAUAGUCUGUUUCAGGGGAUUGUUAUCAAUCAAAUUUUCCCCAUUUCAUGUCCAAUUUCGUGAAACGGCGCAAAUGGUAUGUGGAUCUUGCAGGCGUUUACUUUCGUAUCCAAAAGGAACCAAACACGUGAAGUGCUCGUGCUGUCAGACUGUAAAUCUCGUUCUUGAAGCUAACCAGGUUGGUCAGGUGAGUUGCAGCAAUUGCAAACUGCUCCUGAUGUAUCCUUAUGGAGCUCCAUCUGUUAGAUGUUCCUCCUGCAAUUCUGUCACUGAUAUCAGAGAAAACAACAAACGACCUCCAUGGUCUGUGCAGCAAGGACCGCUCAAAACUUUCAGCAGUGUCCGGUGAGAAGACUAAACUUAAACCGGUUUGAUGACAAAAGUUGCCUUUUUUUUGUCAACUGAUGAAAAAACUUGUCAUAGUGUUAAAAGGACAAAAAUCUGAAUCACCAAUCUUUUAGAUACUUGUUCACUUCUCAAUUUCUCAUUAACUCUUUUAACUUGAUGCUUUAGAUUUACUGUCAUUUGGUAUUUCUUUUUAAGAAUUGUGUGAUUUGUCUUUACAUGGUAGUGGUUUAAUGUGUGCAUCCACUAAAAAUUCGAUUUCCGUACCGGACCGAUGUAUUCAAACACAG